Molecule: messenger RNA, 754 nt
Organism: Daphnia pulex (common water flea)
Lineage: Eukaryota; Metazoa; Arthropoda; Branchiopoda; Diplostraca; Daphniidae
Product: PH domain-containing rcdII-like
Exons: 3
Coding region: 180-647 (155 amino acids)
Source: RefSeq, a predicted model, not a curated record
AACUCGGCACUUUAGCACUCGAUGACUUCUGUGCCUUUGAGCUAUUACGUUUCGCUCUGUCUCGUUGAAUUCAUUCCGGUGUGAAUGCACCGUAAGGCAUUUCACAACAACAUUUGGAUGCGUCCAGUUUCGUACCGCAGUUCCACCACAUCGGAUGAACAAUUCUACGUUUCCAAAAGAUGGUGAAGAUCAAUUAUUUUGUCUCAUUGGCGGGUCUGUUAACUUUUUGCGCUGCCCAAAAAGACAAUAAGGAAGAUGUAAAGUAUCUAGAAAAUUGGAAAUCUAACUGGAGAAAAUUUGCGGGUCGUUCAUCUGAGCCCAGCGGACGUAGCAGCAGUUGUGCUGUCGGCAGUGUACCGUGCGAUUGUGCCAGCACUACUAGCACUUGCACCUGCGCUACCACCGGAUGUACCUGCGCUGUCACCGGAGCCUGCACCUUCGGUACUGGAACAAGUACAAAUACCGCGACCAGCACCGGGACCAGUUCGAGUAGUACCACUACCUGUAGUAAUUGCAUUUGUACUACAGUCACAUGUACCAAUGCAGCCGAUCCUACUACGUGCUUAACAACUUCCACUGGCACGGCAUGCACCUCCACCAGCACUGGAGGAGGAGGUGGGGGAGGAGGUGGAGGAGGAAAAAAGUAAAUCAAGAUGGAAUAAAAUCAACAAGUAGCAUCAAAUACAAAUGUUUUUUUUCCAUUUUAAGAAAUUAAUUGUCGUGACUUUACACACUUUGGAUAAUAAACGGUCGA